CUCUCUCUCUCUCUCUCAUGAAAAUGCUGACAAGAACUUCCCUUUCGUGGCCAUGGAAGCACAAUCGGUGGGAAAACUUCAAACUCUACACCACCCAUCAUGAAGAGAAUAAAACUUCUUAUUCUUAUAUUGUGUCUACCAACAACAGGAUAACGAAGCUGGCCAAAAGUGGUAACCUCGACGUUGCUCGCCACAUGUUCGAUCUAAUGCCAGCACGAACCGUUGUGUCCUGGAACGCCAUGAUUUCGGGUUACUCCAAAUGGCGUAAAUACAACGAGUCCCUUGCUCUGCUUUCACUGAUGCACCGCUCCAAUACGAAAACCAAUGAGACCACAAUAUCGACUACACUAAGUGCGUGCGCACAAUCGCAGUCUUUACAUUAUGGGCAACAGAUCCAUUGCCUUGUCUCAAAAUCCGGGUUAGACACUUUCAAGCUAGUGGGGAGUGCAUUGUUGUAUUUUUAUGCGAGUUGCUUGAAAAUUGAAAGUGCGAAGCAGGUUUUUGAUGAAUUGAUUGAUCAUAAUGAGCUACUAUGGAGUUUGAUGCUUGUGGGUUAUGUGCAGUGUGGGCUAAUGGAUGAAGCUUUGAAUGUUUUCAAAAAAAUGCCUAAACGAGAUGUUGUUUCGUGGACUACAUUGAUAUCUGGAUAUGCAAAGAGUGAGUAUGGAUGUGGGAAGGCUAUGGAGUUGUUCUGGUGGAUGAGGGGAAGUGGAGAGGUUGUUCCCAAUGAGUUCACAUUGGAUUCAGCUGUUAGGGUUUGUGGUAGGCUUGGUGAUUUCCAGGAAGGAACAGUUAUACAUGGCAUCUUGAUAAAAUGUGGGCUUGAACUUGACUACUCAAUUGGUGGUGCUUUGAUUGAGUUCUACUGUUGCUGUGAAGCUGUAGACGAAGCUAAGAAGGUUUAUGAUAGUAUUGUAAACCCAUCUUUGAAUGCUUCAAAUAUGCUAAUCUCAGGGCUCACAUCGAUGGGUAAGAUUGAAAAUGCAGAGAUGGUUUUUAACACGCUAGCAGAGAAAAAUACAGUUUCAUACAAUUUGAUGAUUAAAGGGUAUGCUAUAUGUGGUAGAGUUGAGGAGUCUAAGAAAUUGUUUGAGGAGAUGCCUCAGAAAACAUUAGUUUCUUCAAAUACUAUGAUUUCUGUGUAUUCUAGGAAUAGUGAAAUUGAUAAAGCUUUGAAGGUUUUUGAAGAAGAAAAAGAGGAGAGAAAUCCUGUGACAUGGAAUUCAAUGAUGUCUGGCUACGUUCAAGAUGAUCAGCAUGAAGAGGCUUUGAGGCUUUACAUGACAAUGAGAAGAUUAUCUAUAGACUGUACUAGAUCGACGUUCUCUGUUCUUUUCCACGCAUGUUCAUGCCUUGGAUCUCUUCAACAGGGACAGUUACUUCAUGCCCACUUGGCUAAGACACCAUUCGUGUCUAAUGUCUAUGUUGGAACAUCCCUUGUAGAUAUGUACGCCAAGUGUGGGAGCCUUGCCGAUGCUCAAAGUUCAUUUGCUAGCAUCUCUGCACCAAAUGUGGCAGCCUGGACAGCUCUUAUUAAUGGACAUGCACAUCAUGGACUAGGCUCUGAGGCAGUCCUACUUUUUCAGCAUAUGGUAGAGCAAAAAAUAGACCCAAAUGCAGCUACAUUUGUUGGAGUCCUCUCAGCAUGCCGUCGUCUUGGUAUGGUCAAUGAAGGGAUGGAGUUCUUUUUCUCCAUGGAGAACAUUUAUGGAGUAAUUCCAACUUUAGAACACUAUGCAUGUGUGGUGGAUCUCCUUGGUAUGUCAGGUCUUCUACUAGAAGCUGAGGAAUUCAUAAGACAGAUGCCAGUUAAGGCAGAUGCCAUUAUCUGGGGAUCUUUGCUCAGUGCUUGUCGGUUCUGGAAAAACAUGGAAGUUGGUGAGAGGGUGGCUGAGAAGAUGUUAUGUUUGGAUCCAAAUUCGACAGUAGCUUAUGUACUUAUGUCCAACAUAUAUGCAGGAUUGGGAAAGUGGGGAGAGAAGAUGGAUAUGAGGAAGAGAUUGAAGGAGUUGGAAGUUAAGAAGGAUCCUGGGUGUAGCUGGAUUGAAUUGAAUUGUAGACUUCAUGUGUUCUCUGUGGAGGAUAGAACACAUCCAUAUUGUGAUGUAAUUUAUGCCACUUUAAAGCAUCUAAUGGCAAAUGCGAACUCCGUAGUUGAAUUUGACUUUGUAUGUAUUCCAAUACUAACAGAUAAAGUUUCUUUUCAUAUAACAUGCUGUUGUUGAUCAUAAAACUCAUCCAUUUCUCUUUUG
This is a messenger RNA of Tripterygium wilfordii, 2252 nucleotides long. Its product is annotated as pentatricopeptide repeat-containing protein At2g13600-like. Bases 18 to 2225 code for a protein of 735 amino acids. The transcript has a single exon. Gene Ontology annotation, biological process: RNA modification. The record is from RefSeq and is a predicted model, not a curated record. Lineage: Eukaryota; Viridiplantae; Streptophyta; Magnoliopsida; Celastrales; Celastraceae. Gene Ontology annotation, molecular function: protein binding; RNA binding.